AAGAAGCAACAACUACAUCGCACGCAAGCGGAUGGCUUUUUACGCCUUCAACUGUCCGGGCCGCAUGGGAUGCAGAGUAGGUCUACACCCGCGCGCUAUCGCGCGCUACAAAGUAUCAGUCGCAGCACACUCAUUUGAUGCUAGGCUAUUUGAUACUGCUAAGAAGAACACAUUCCACGUCCAUGGCGACUUCACAGGCGCCCAAGGCCGGGCUUGACAUAGCGCAAUAACCCGGCCAGAUAGCUCAUAUAUCUCUAGCUAGAUUAAUAGCUUUCGUGAACAGUCUAGGUACUGAAACCGCCCCACGAGCGGCGCCCCAGGACUGGUGCGGCAGCAGUGAGCGGGAGGUGGAGCUAAGCUCACGCACGGCCGCGCCGACCGCACGGCGGCUCUAAAACGGGGCCAAUAGUGCUUGUGCAGUUUUAAAGCACCCUGGAAUGCUCACGGGCUCUCUUUCGGCUUCGAGCUGGAGAGACUGCGAAGGCGCGCCGAUGACCGGAACUCCGUCGCAUUUAGGCGUGCAGGGGCUCGGUCACCACGGAGCAACGCUCUCUAGCGAGACUCUAGCCUCAAUGUAUGAACCCUCAACGGACCGCUCACGAGGCGUCGGCUCUGAGGCCGGCAGCCUGCAGCAGCAGUCCAGCAUGAUGAAGAACGCAUCAGAUCCCAGCCUGAGGUCGACCAGCUCCAGUUUUGCGGACCUGGCGGAGACGGCCGCGUUUGGCAGGCACCAGUUCCAGCGUCACGAGGAGCAGGAUAUCUUCAGCGCGGUGGGCGGUAUGGAGCUCGGCGUGGACGCGGACCUGGACUCGCUGGGGGCGGACAUCGCAUCCACCAGCGGCCACGAGCCGCACUCGGAGCCCUCUCGCACGCUGUUCGUGCGGCACAUCAACCCCACGGCCUCGGACGAGGAGCUGCUGGCCAUGUUCAAGGUGUUUGGCGACGUGCGGCACAUGUACAUGGUCAGCAAGCACCGCGGCUUCAUCAUGGUCACCUAUUUUGACCUGCGCGCGGCGGCGCGGGCCCAGGCGGCGUUGCACGGCGCGCCCAUCACGUCGUUGCCGCUCGACAUCCACUUCUGCGCGCCCAAGGGCGACCCCACCGUCAGCCAGGGCACCGUGUCCCUGUUCAACCUGGACCCCGACACCUCGAAUGACCAUCUCGUCUGGCUGUUCUCCAAGUUCGGCGACGUCAAGGACAUCCGCGAGUCGCCCGAUCGCCGCAGCCAGAAGUUCAUCACCUUUUACGACACCCGCCACGCGCUGGCGGCUCUGCGUGCCAUGAAUAAGGCCGAGCACCUGGGCAAGCUGCCCUCCAACAUCACGCCGCAGCUGGCGGCCUCGCUCUCGCAAAUGACCAUGCACGACACGUCCGCGGGCGGAGAGGCGGCGCAGCUGGCGGCCAGCAAAAGCCACCCCUCGCGCGCCUCCUCGCAGCCCGGGACCACGUCACCGAGCCCCCUGCCGGGCACCUCCCCGGCAGGGCCCCCCUUCAUGUCCGCCCAGGCCCGCACAGACAUGCAUCAGCUUGGACCCCAGGUGUCCCCGCAGGUGGCUGCGGGCUUGCGCAGCGGCAUGCACGUGUCCGACUCGGCCUCCAGCAUGUCGGGCUCCGUAAGUGGCCAGGCCGCCGCCACCAGCCAGCUGCUGGCGGCGGCCGCCGCCGCCGCGGGCCGCAGCCCGCUGGGCAUGCAGGGGCCACACGGCCUGCAUGGUCCGCAUGGGCCGCACGGCCACGCGCACGCGCACAUGCACAAGGUCGUGCCAUCGCUGGCCACGCUCUCGGAGGCGCAAGCGCUGGAUGACCCCACUGCGGGACUGUACGCCGCCGCUGCAGCGGCCGCAGCCGCCGGCAGCAUGGGGUCGAUGCUCACGGGCAGCGGCGCUGGCAGCGGCGUGGGGCUGGACCAGUCCAGCGGCGGCAGCUCCGCCGCGGACGUCAACGCCACCGCCAACAUGCUCAUGGGGCUGCAGCUGAGCGCGGCGGCGGCGGGGCAGGUGUCAGCGUCACCGGAGCAGCAGCUGUGGGCGCUGCAGCAGAUGGCGGCGAGCGGCGGCGCGGGACAGGGCCAGGGUCCGAUGUGGGGCGCCGGCGGCGCGAUGUACAACCAGCAGGCGGCGCACGGCGCAGCGGCGGCAGCCGCGGCGGCCGCGAACCUGCAGGCGCUGCGCAACCUGCAGGAGCUGCAGGCGCGGCAGCAGCAACAGCAGCAGCAGCAGCAGCAGCAGCUGGCCAUGGCGGCCAACCUGGCCACGCUGCAGGGCCAGGCGCUGUCCGCGGCGGAGCUCAACGCCGCGGCGGCGCAGCUGCUGCACAUCGCCGGCCUGGGCCAGGCCCUGGGCCCCGCCGGCGGCGCGGGUGCGCCCUUUGGCGGCGCCGGCGGCCUGGGUGCGCUGGGUGCGCUCGGCGGCCUCGGCGCUGGCGGCGCCGGUGGGCUGGGCGCGAACGCCGCUGCUGCGCAGCAGCUGCUGCAGCAGGCGAUGGCCAUGGGCAACGUCAACGCGCUCAGCGCGCUCGGCAACAUGCAGGCCGCCGCGCUGGCUGCCGGCGUGGGCGCGGGCGGCCGGCUCGGCGGCUCGUUCGGCGCGCUGGCGGGCCUGGCGGGCGUGCAUGGCCACCCGGGCGGCCCGGGCGCUGCCGGCCGCGACGCCGCUGCCAACAGCCGCGGCGGCGGCCGGCUGAGCCGGCGCACCACAGACCCGGCCGCGGAGAUGGAGCGGAAGAUGCAGCAGGAGAAGCUGUACGCGCUGGAUGCUGUCAAGAUCCGCAGCGGCGAGGACAAGCGCACCACACUCAUGAUCAAGAACAUCCCCAACAAGUACACGCAGAAGAUGCUGCUGGCCACCAUUGACGAGCAGUUCCGCGGCACGUACGACUUCUUCUACCUGCCCAUCGACUUCAAGAACAAGUGCAACGUGGGCUACGCCUUCAUCAACAUGAUCAACCCCUUCGACAUCAUCGCGCUCGUCGAGCGCUUCAACAACCGCCGCUGGGAGCGCUUCAACAGCGAGAAGGUGUGCUCCAUCAGCUACGCGCGCAUCCAGGGCCGCGCCGCGCUGGUGGCGCACUUCCAGAACUCCAGCCUCAUGCACGAGGACAAGCGCUGCCGGCCCAUCCUCUUCACCGCCAACGGCACGGAGACCACCGACCCCGAGGCCUUCCAGAACGACCCCUCGCUGCAGCCGCCACACCACGGGAUGGGCGGCCCCGGCGGCCCCGGCGGCAGCUCCUCCUCGCUGCCGCACCACAAUGCCGGCGGCAUGGCCGGCUCCAGCCUGUCUGGCGCCGGCGGGUCCUCCGCCUCGCUGGGCUCUAUGCACUCGGCCGCAGCCGGGGCGACCUCGCCGCCCACGGGCGGCGCAGGCACCAGCCUCGGCGGCAUGUCGGCUUCUUCGGCGGCGGCAGCGAUGGCGGGUCCGGCCAGGAUCCGCGCCGCCGCCGCAGCUGUGGCCGCCGCCGGCGCGUCGGGCGGCAUGCUGGUCGGAAUGGGCGGCCACGGCGGUGGCCAUGGACACGCCAACUUGGGCGGCAGCAGCCAGGGUCAGCUGAAUUUGGACAUGCUGUCGGGCAUGGCGCAUCACGGAGCGCACGGUGGCACCGGCGGCGGCAGCUAGCGCACGCAGGCGCGCCCGCUUGGGCGCGUCAGUGGCCGGGGAUAGCGGGGAGUUUGGCAGGAGGUUUUACGUCGUAGCGAGGUUUGGUAGGAGCGCGGCACGUUUUUGGGGUGUCAUUGUAGGCAGGUGUUCGCGCAUGGCACUGACUUGCCAGUGUUUGUGGAACGGCGCGCGUGCACGUACGUGGGGACCCGCAAUAACUGUCCAGUCGUGUUCACUAGGGGCCGCCAUUCCUCUAUACUCAUGACAUGCCGCACGGUGUGCGCGCGUACCCACAACAGCUCGUGCCGCCGUAGUUCUGUGGUCAGACAUGCUAGGCUGGCCGUUGUCUGCAGACGUGCUGCGGACAGCUCUGCGAGCGGGUUCCCACCUCUGUACCCUCAUACAUUUCUUUGAGUUUUCAUCGGCCACGGGGUUCGGCGUCGAGGCCGCGAGGUAGCACCGCCGCCGGCAGGCAGCCCUACGCCUGCCGUGGAAGGGAUGCAGCCCGCUGUGAGCCCUGGCUGUCGCCGCGUGCUCGUGUGUUCGUCGCUGGCCAGUGUGUGGUUGAUUGCUGUCGAUGGUACGUACUAACACAAAAAGAGCCGAGUGCGCUGCGAUUUGGAUUACUUUGGAUGCAGGCGCCGUUUGUAUGGUGCCGGCUUGGAGUACUUGUUUGUGAUGGACGGGUUUCGCGCCAGCUGUACAAUACCGAGGUGUCCCGGGCUACCCGGUGAGCGUGUUGUCCUCGGGCCUCGAGACCCAGAGCUGCCCGAGGCGCCGCACCCGAGGCCCCCUGGUGCAGGGUUGAUGGUGGAGGACGACAUUUGGUGUGUGCACUUUAACGUGCCGUGGGUUUGCUGCUUUACUGUUUUUUGGUGUGCGGCCUGUGGGUGCGAGAGAGUCGGUGUCACGCAAGGACACAGUUUGACAUGUGCGCUGAAAAGAGUUGAUUAGGAUUGCGCGGUGCAAAUCUUUCAGGGGCUGGGAAAGAGGGAUGCAGGUCGUUUGGAGGAGUUUCGCGAGUUUCGCGCCCGAAACGCUCGGGUUGGGAGGAGGCUGCUUCCUGCCAUGAGCUCCAGUGAAAGCGAGGCGCUUUGGUUUCGCAACGGAAUGCCGUGCAGGGCCUUUUUCCUACGCCACCGCCAUCAUGCGGGUAGCUAGUGCUUCAGUGUUUGGCGCUUGAAGUGAGUCAGUGUGUGCGCUCAGUGAGCGCUAUAUCCCGCCGCUUUCGAAGUACAUACGUCGAGGGCUGCGGGUCUGGAGGAGUGUGUAAAUGUGCGCGAGGUUCAGAUUGGCUUGGGAGUCGACUAGAUACAUGGCGGUUGCGUUUGAUGUGAUGUACAGGCACGGGAUACGGCGCGAUGCGGCGGCAGGUCGACACAAGGCUCGCUUGCUGUGGUGGGUUGGAAGCAUGUGCGUCGGUCACGAAGACGUUCUGAGAUAAACACAAUGGGGAUGUGGGCUUGGACAGGGGUAUCGUCAAGGUGGAGAACGCCAAUAGUGGAGUGAGGCGCUGCAAGGGACAGGCGAGGAGAGGAGAGAGAGCAGAGGGAGGUCGCAUGGCGUUUGCGGAUGUAUGAGACAGGAGGUGCGCAAGGCGAGACGCACAGAGCAGGCGGCGGUCAUAAACGGUUCUCACGGCAGAGGCAUGCAGGCGCAACGGAUGCGGUGCCAUGGAAGGCGGCACUCGCAGUAGCGCGAAGUAGCAGCGGCAGCGCGAUUGCUGCACGGAAUCAUGGGGGGGUAGUCUCGAGGGUUUGGAUCGCCCAGAGUGAAGUUUGUUGCAGGCGUGGUGUUUCCGCAAGUCGACUAAUCAUCCAAAGUACCAUUGGUGCACGAGGGAGUGGUGCUGUCGGUUGGGGAGUAGGUCGUGAGGGUUUGGGUAGGCGAGUGGCGGGCGCGGCACGCAGACCAGCUUGCACGGCUGGCAGCACGACAUCCGGUUGGGCCCCUUGAGCCCCCGCAUGCGCCGCGGCACGCCCGCAACCUGAGCGCCGUGGCCUGGCCGCCGCGCCUGAGGGCAGAUGAGUGACUUGGUUGGGAGCGGUCCGCGUGCAGUCCGCGCCAAGACUCGCCUUACCUAUUAUUUUCCAGUCUGCGUGUAUGCGUACGCCGCGUGUGCCGAUUCCUGUGGAUUCUGUUGUUUCUCGAAAACUGGUGGCUCCCCCAUGAGUACUCGCCCUAGUGGCGGGGUUUUCUACUAUAGUUUUGCCUUUUUUGGUUUGGUUGUGUGCCCCAUCCCGUGUCCAGAUCCUUAUCCGUUUUUUGGUAGAGCAGAACCGCGUUUUGAGUUUGAUGGUUGACGUCUACAAAGAGAUACUAUGCACGUGUUAUAUCCCGUAUUCUUUUCUUAACAUUAGAGAGGUAGAGGCUGAGGCGGUGAGCAGGUGCGCCGCCCGUUUGCGCCGGCAUUUGCGCAGGGUUGGCUCGCACCCGAGAGAGCGCUGCGCACCGCACGCGCCUGCCGAGAGGCCAGAUCGGUACACACGCAGCACCUAUGGUCACCUGUAACGGACCGGUGUG
Messenger RNA from Chlamydomonas reinhardtii, 6119 nucleotides. RefSeq lists its product as uncharacterized. The transcript has 10 exons. The coding region runs from base 438 to 3614 and encodes 1058 amino acids. The record is from RefSeq and is a predicted model, not a curated record. Gene Ontology annotation, molecular function: RNA binding. NCBI's taxonomy places the organism in Eukaryota, Viridiplantae, Chlorophyta, Chlorophyceae, Chlamydomonadales, Chlamydomonadaceae.